AUGGAGGACCUUGAAAGCAAGUGCGCUUCACUGCGUACUGAAGUAGCCGCCACGGAAGCGCAGCUCGCGAGGCUAAAGCGCGAACUCCACGACGCGGAGGAAACCGCACUCAAGAGCCGGACUCAGGAUGCUGCUGACGCAAGCACUGAAGCAGAGACAAGGGUGAAGGGUAAAUGGCCACUAUCGGGCGAGGAGUACCGGCGAUAUGGAAGGCAGAUGAUUGUGCCGCAGCUGGGCUUGCAGGGCCAAUUGAAACUUCGAGACGCGAAAGUCCUAAUAGUUGGGGCAGGCGGAUUGGGAUGCCCCGCUGCGUUGUAUCUCGCUGGUGCGGGGGUUGGGACGUUGGGCCUCGUUGAUGGCGAUAGGGUCGAAUCUUCGAAUCUACACCGUCAAGUGCUGCAUAGGAGCAAGAAUGUGGGGAAGCUUAAGGUUGACAGUGCGAUUGAGUAUCUAACAGAAUUGAACUCACACUCUACGUAUAUCGCGCACAGAGCACACCUCGCGCCCCAGGAAGCGCCAGAUAUUUUCAAAGACUACGAUCUAAUCCUCGACUGUACGGAUAACCCUGCGACUCGGUACCUCAUUUCGGACACGGCUGUUCUCCUGGGCAAGCCGUUAGUUUCGGCGUCUGCUUUGCGAACGGAAGGCCAGCUGAUGGUGCUGAACAACCCCCCUCGGCCUGCUGGGGACAAGACAGGGGGCCCGUGCUAUCGUUGUGUUUUCCCAAAACCACCACCGGCGAAUAGCAUAACAAGCUGUGCAGAUGGUGGAAUUUUAGGACCUGUUGUCGGAACUAUGGGUGUGCUACAAGCGUUGGAGGCAAUCAAGGUUCUCACAGCCCUCGAAGGAACGGCCGAAGCGACCCCACCAUCUCUGUUGAUCUUCUCAGCGUAUUCAACGCCGCAAUUCCGCACGAUCAAGUUGCGUUCCCGACGGCCCAACUGCGCGGUGUGCUCUGCCGAUGCGAGUGUGACACUGGAAAGCGUGAGGUCGGGGUCCAUGGAUUAUGUCUUCUUUUGCGGGACCGUGGACCCCGAAGACAUUCUCUCCUCGGAGGAGCGUGUUACCCCGCUGGAAUAUAACAAAGACCAUAGCCCCGAUACGGGUAGGCAUGUUAUCGACGUGCGGGAUAAAGUCCAGUUUGAUAUCUGCAACUUGGAGAAUAGCAUCAACAUCCCGAUCUCGACUAUUCUGGCUUCUGCACAUAGUACGGCAACAAAACUUGCGGACGAACCGACGCCUCUGCCCUCAUGGCUACCGUCUGAGAUUGCCGGAGAUUCGGACAGCCCGAUAUAUGUAGUAUGUCGGCAGGGCAAUGAUUCACAGACGGCGGUUAGGAUGUUGAAGGAGCUGGGACUUGGUCGAGGAGGCGAGCGUCGAAUAGUCGAUAUCAAGGGCGGGUUUCGCUCCUGGCGUGAACAGGUUGACCCGGACUGGCCUGAUUAUUAA
This is a messenger RNA of Aspergillus puulaauensis, 1449 nucleotides long. RefSeq names its product HesA/MoeB/ThiF family protein (gene UBA4). Lineage: Eukaryota; Fungi; Ascomycota; Eurotiomycetes; Eurotiales; Aspergillaceae. The record is from RefSeq and is a predicted model, not a curated record. Gene Ontology annotation, biological process: protein urmylation; tRNA wobble position uridine thiolation. The coding region runs from base 1 to 1449 and encodes 482 amino acids. Gene Ontology annotation, cellular component: cytosol; cytoplasm. The transcript has 3 exons. Gene Ontology annotation, molecular function: thiosulfate-cyanide sulfurtransferase activity; URM1 activating enzyme activity; adenylyltransferase activity.